UCAAAGAAUUCUGGGAAGCAAUAUGUCAUAUGUUACGAUACAGACAAAGUGGAGACAUUGUCACCCAGUUGUGUCUUGAAAGAUAUUUAAGAGACAAUAAAAGUUCGAGGUCACCUCCUAGAGUGUUUGGCUUUAAAAACUCCAUAUAUUGUCAAGGGACUGACCAUGGUUUUCCGCUGCUUUACUGGCUGGCUGUGAACCUCUCUCUUCAGUUGGUUGAAAGCGUACACUUUGACAAGAAUGGCAACCCUGUCGCAAUAUACAAGUUGUGAUUGUAUAAUCAUACUUCAAUUGCUUUCCUGACACCAAAUGUUUUUUAUGACUAAAAAUUAAAGGUGAAGAACAAAUCUAUUAUUCAAUUUUCACAUUGCAGAACUUUUAUAUUCAAAGUUCAAAAUAUUUAUAGAAAUGUAAGGAAAAAAUUGUCCUACUUCUUUGGUGCAUCUCCCUCCUCCUACCCCCCCUCACGGGUCAGCUCUACACAUAUAAAAGCCAGUGUGAGAAUUGAUUCACACGAAUGGUCGGCGUCCCACGUCAUCUUGUGGUUUACCUUCAUGCUCAGACACCAUGACACCCACACACAAGUGGGCAGAGCAGGGUUGGGCACUUUUACACCUCUUCCUAGUAGCAACUUUCUCCUGGGCCGAGCAGCCAAUCUGCAGGCGCAGAGGAGAUCUGGAGAAACCCCAGUUAUUUAAGGACGGAGACAUCAUGUUGGGGGGAAUCUUUUCCCUUCACAGCAGUUGGAAAGACCGACAGGAUAGCUAUGCACACAAGCCGCUACCACUGCAGUGCACCAGUUUAAAUUUUAGGGGCUUCCAGUUUGCCCAAGCCAUGGUCUUUGCCAUUGAGGAGAUCAAUAACCGCACCGACCUGUUGCCUGGCCUCUCUCUGGGCUACAAAAUCUAUGACUCUUGUGGCUCCAUUGCUAGAGGGGUGAGGGUCGCACUGGCUUUGGCCAAUGGGGAUGGAGACAGCCGUUUGGAUGAGCCUUGUAUCAGACCAGCCCAAGUGCAGGCCAUUGUGGGAGAGACGUCUUCCUCUCCUUGCAUGGCUAUAGCAACUGUCAUUGGACCUUUUCAAAUCCCGCUGAUAAGCCACUUUGCCACUUGUGCUUGUCUCAGUGAUAAAGUCAAAUACCCAUCUUUCCUCAGGACAAUACCCAGUGAUUAUUACCAGAGUAGAGCUCUUGCCCAGCUGGUCAAGCACUUUGGGUGGACCUGGGUGGGAGCUAUCAGAACCAAUGAUGAUUAUGGCAAUCAUGGAAUGGCCACGUUCACAGAGACUGCCCGACAGCUUGGUAUCUGUCUGGAGUUUUCAGUAUCUUUCUUUAGGAUGGAUCCAGCAGACAAAAUAAAAAAGAUAAUCGAUGUUAUUAAGGUUUCUACAUCCAAGGUGAUUGUCACUUUCCUCUCGCACAUGGACCUGGAUGUAUUAAUUCAUCAACUGUCACAUCACAACCUGACCGGCUACCAGUGGGUCGGCACAGAGUCUUGGAUCGUUGAUUCCCAAACGGCAGCUAUGGAUCAGAAACAUAUCCUAGAUGGAGCAAUCGGGUUGUCCAUCCCCAAAGCACACGUCAGCGGCAUGAGGGAGUUCAUGUUGGACAUAAAACGCCUGAAUACAUCUGGUGAUGACACAUUCAGGCUAUUCUGGGAGACAUUAUUCAAGUGUCAGCUUGAGAGGGCAAAGUCAUCAGGCGGUAAUCAGAGGGGGUGCAGUGGUUUUGAAGACCUCAGCAGUGUUCAAAACACCUUCACUGAUAUGUCACUCAUGCCGAUCUUUAACAAUGUCUAUAAAGCUGUGUAUGCUGUGGCCCAUGCGCUUCAUGGUAUUCUUGGCUGUAACACAACAUGUAAGACAAAUGUGCAGCUAGAGCCAUUUACAAUUUUACACCACAUGAAGAAGAUUACAUUCAGAACUAAAGAAGGAGAUGAAGUUUACUUCAAUGAGAAUGGAGAUCCAACAGCCAAGUAUGAAAUUAUAAACUGGCAGCCAACAGUAAAUGGGACAGUCAAAUUUGUCACAGUUGGUCUCUACGACACGUCUGCGAACAAAAAGCUGAAUCUGAAUAAUAGAUCUAUGAUUUGGGCUGAGAACUCACAGAAGGUCCCUGUGUCAGUUUGCAGUGAGAAAUGUCACCCAGGGACACGGAAGGUUCUGCAGAAAGGAAAGCCGGUCUGCUGCUAUAACUGUGUGAGGUGUGCAGAGGGCGAAUUCAGUAACACCACAGAUUCUGUCACAUGUGUGCGAUGCCACCCAGAGUUCUGGUCAAACCAGAGGAGAGAUGCCUGCACGAGGAAAGAAGCAGAGUUCUUGUCGCACGAGGGGGUCAUGGGAUCUCUCCUCACCACGGCAUCUUUAUUGGGCUCAUGCUUGACUGCUGCCGUGGCUUUUGUUUUCUUCAAAAACAGGAGUACUCCCAUCGUCAGGGCCAACAACUCAGAGCUAAGCUUCCUGUUGCUCCUCUCUUUAUCUUUGUGCUUCCUGAGCUCUCUGACCUUCAUCGCCCGGCCCACUGAGUGGUCCUGCAUGCUACGACACACGGCGUUUGGCAUAACCUUUGUGCUCUGCAUCUCUUGUGUACUGGGGAAAACUGUUGUGGUGCUGAUGGCCUUCAGGUCCACGCUUCCUGACAGUCAUGUCUUGAAGUGGUUUGGGCCUCUUCAGCAAAGACUCAGUGUGCUGGCUUUUACUCUCAUCCAGGUGGUCAUUUGUGUCCUCUGGCUCAUAAUCGCUCCUCCAUUCCCUUUCAAAAAUUUCAAAGAGUUUAAGGAUAAAAUCAUCUUGGAGUGUGCUGUGGGUUCAGCUCUGGGCUUCUGGGCCGUGCUUGGCUACAUAGGAAUCUUGGCCCUGUUAUGUUUCAUUCUGGCCUUUCUGGCCCGCAAGCUUCCUGAUAACUUCAAUGAAGCCAAACUGAUCACCUUCAGCAUGCUGAUAUUUUCUGCUGUGUGGAUUACUUUCAUCCCAGCUUAUGUCAGCUCCCCGGGCAAGUUCAGUGUUGCCGUAGAGAUAUUUGCAAUUUUGGCCUCCAGUUUUGGACUGCUCAUUUGCAUAUUUAUUCCUAAAUGUUACAUCAUACUAAUGCAACCCGAAAAGAAUACAAAGAAGAGCAUCAGAAGUAAAGGGACAGAAAAAUCCUUAUGAAAAGUUAUUGGAACGGAAGAAGUUUUAGUGAGAAGAAUGAACUGUUUAUAGACCCUAUUGUCACAUAUUAUUAAAUUAAUCAAUCAGGGGUUGGUGUAUAAUAAUAAAAAUAAGUUUAUUUUUUAGAGCACUUUCAGUGAAAGUGCUGUACAGAUGAGUAGAAUGCACAGGUACAGUACCAACAACUAAACAUUUAAUAAGACAAACAAAGUAAAACAAUUUUGUAGUUAACAACAGGAACAAAAACAAAAAACACCCAAUUAAAACAGGACACCAUAUAUAAAUUAAAAUGCAAGAGUAAAAAGAUGGGUCUUUAAUUUUGCUUUCAACGUUUCAACUGAGCAUGCUUUCUCGACAUCAAGUGGAAGAGUGUUCCACAGAAUUGGGUCUCGAACUGAGCAGGCCCGUUCACCAAACAGCUUACUUUUGGGAUAGUUAGAUGGCUGCUCCCCUCCGAGCCGAGAGACCAUGUUGGAACAUACAUUUCCAAAAGUUCCUUUAAAAACACUGGUCCUAAGCCAUUUAAAAUCUUGUUGGCAACAUAGUCUGAGUCUGAAUGAUUAGCUCAUCAUUUCACCAGGGUGUGACAUUUUUCAGAGCUCCCUUCCUCAUUUUAGCUGGGGCAACCAAUAAGUCAAAAAAUUGGUGCAUAGAAUCACCACAAUUUUUGGAGACUUUCCACCAAAGAGUACUGACUAAAAACCAAAUCAACCACAUAUGGCAAUCUCGAGCUAAGAUCAUAAAUGUUCCUUGGCCAACAUUACGGGACGUUUGGAAUAGAAAUAUCAAAUACUAUCGUGGUCUAAAAUUCUUAGGACACAAGUAUCAAUGAGAGAAACAGACAGGCCGUAGCCUAGCACCACAUUUAAAGUAUGCCCAUGUUGAUGUGUUAGUCCAGACAGACACAAACUGUGUAAGAUUCUAAAAGAUUCUAUGGCAAUUUAAAAGUCAUUGACUAGUGGCUUAUUGUCACAACAAAUGUGAAUCAUAAAAUCACCAACAAUCAAUAGUCUCUCAUAAAGCAAAAAAAAAAGAUCUGGAUAGAAAUUCCGCAAAUUCAGAAAUGAAGCUAUCAUUGUACUUUGGUGGACAAUAAAUUGCAGCAACUAAAACAAAUGAAGGAUUACUUAUCGUGAAAAGUUGUGAUUCAGAGCUGGUUAGCUAACCCUAACCCAUAGUCAGUAAUCAAUUCACAUUUUAGACUGUCUUUGAAAAGUGAGGCAAAAAAAAGCUAAAAAAGCUUUUGUUUGGAUGACAAAGUUCCGCUAGGAGCAUUAGCUCCCUAUCUCGCAUCAAAGUCUCUGUUAUAAGCAUUAGAUCCAAAACAUGGUUAAUCAAAAAGUCACAUAGGACAAAAGUCUUGUUUGAUAAGGCGAGCAUUUAGAAGAGACAUCUUGACUUUCAGCUCCUUAGCUUUUCAGGUUGAGCAAGCCAACAAAUAGGACAAAUUGUUUGUAUUUGCACGUUUAAAUCCAUUGUGUGGGUGCAGCACCCUGUUUGUCACAACAGUCUGAAUUGUCUGAAUCGGAAGUUCUGUUAGUGACACGUGAGGCCUGAAAGGGGCAUUAUCGCUGGCAGCAGUAUGAGGAUGUGGGACCACAGAAGAAGCGGAAGGAGGAUGAAGAAGAAGGAUAAACAGAAGGAGGAGAAGAGACAGAAAUUCAUCCGUAUCGAUUACAAAAUAGCCAUCCGCAAGUGCAGAUUACAUUAUACUGUAAAUUGUCUUAGUAUGGGGCUACCCUGCUUGUUUGGAUGAAUGCCGUGAGUCUAUAAAAACAAAAAACGAUUCCAAAAUAAAUUAGGCCCCUUUAGUUACCUCUGAUCCUUAAUGAUAAAUCUCACCAAGAAAUUUAGUUCAAUUUACCCAUCCAAGUACUAACUAGGCCCACUAGGCCCACCCCUGCUUAUGGUAUGGUACGUGAUAACAAUUGCGCUAACUAUGUGGGAACAGUUGGGGGUUAGGGUUAGGGUCCAUAAAUGCAAUAUUGGAUGGGAUUAAUGGGAAAGAUCUCUCUGACCUGAUGAAAGGACGCAAAUUGACAGCAGGAUUUAUUUUACGGUAUUACCAGAAAAGUGGACACUGUUAUAACAGCAAAUAGGGGGACAUGUUCAUAUCAGUGUAACGCCCAGAGGACAGAGCCCCCCCCCCAACACACAGUUUUUACCGUAUGUUCCCCAUUUUUACCCCUUGUGCUCCCAUGUGUCUGACAAAAAGUGACCUCGAAGCAGCCUUAAGUGCCCUUUGAGCGGCCAAAGUGCCCCUUAAAAUCCCCCCUCCUGCCCCCAGUGGACGAUUGGUUUUGGAGGGGCAAAAAGUGCCCGAAAAGUACUGUGCCCCCCACUUUGAAAGU
Molecule: messenger RNA, 5498 nt
Organism: Phyllopteryx taeniolatus (common seadragon)
Lineage: Eukaryota; Metazoa; Chordata; Actinopteri; Syngnathiformes; Syngnathidae
Product: extracellular calcium-sensing receptor-like
Exons: 6
Coding region: 568-3147 (859 amino acids)
Biological process (GO): G protein-coupled receptor signaling pathway
Cellular component (GO): membrane
Molecular function (GO): G protein-coupled receptor activity
Source: RefSeq, a predicted model, not a curated record